CUCCUCGUUCGUGCCCGUUCCUGUUACAUUUCACGACACUGGCUGCUACUGCUACUGUUGUUGUUGUUGUCGCCGCUGCUGCUUGCUGUCACAAGCGUUAUUCGUAAAAAAAGCGGAAAGAAAAGAAACGAAAAAGAGAUGGAUAAAGAGCACCGCGUCAACUACGAUUUUCUUCUGUCUCAUCGUCUGAUCCGCGAAAAAAAAAAUAAACAAAAGCACGGCAGGACACGGAACACGCACUUUGCAUCCUCGACCAGAUCAUUGGAUUUGCCAUGAGAACGUCUCUGUCGUAGGAACAACGCGCCCGAGACACGUGAAAUCCCACGGUUGACAGUUACCGUGGCGCGUACAUCAGUGUAUCGUGAAUCGUUUCUUGCAACGUAUCACUACCACAUUCGACGUUGAUCGACCUUGUGCUGUUUAACUUUUGGCAAUCAUUUUUUAAGAAUUCGUACGCGAACGGUGUCUUAUGAUUCGGCAAGUUUUUCACUUCUUUUGAGCACGAGCGUUCUUUGUCUGUGUCAUCGUACAAACUAAAGUGUUUAUGAUGUAUAUGGUCGCGAUUAAAUCGUCCGCACUAAUUAACACGCGUGAAUCAUUUUGAACGCUCUGAAAACCGAUUCGAAACGUUUUUGGCACGAGCGAUAGGCUGGGCAGGGAAAAUUCGUUACGCCGCGCAUCGGUACAUGAAGACACGUGACAAGUGAAAAGUGAAUAACGUAACCGUUUCGACAGUGUGCGAUACUAUCGAUAUUUCAUCGUCGAUUAUUCGUCGAUUGGUAAAAGUAUGCAUAUUCCGAUCGUACGUAGCGUGACGCGAAUUAAUCGGAAAAGUAUAUCGGGGCAGAAUGGCGUGUUCGAAUGGAGAAAAGUAAACAAAAGUUAAACGCACUCGUGAAAGCAACGUCGGUCGAUCGUGUCACUGAUUAAAACCAGCAUUGACGUAAAGGAAGAUUCCCGUAGAAUUUCGUGACCGGGACGCGAUUCGAGCAAAGUGUCGAAGAUCGGAGAGUGAAAGAUCGAGAAGUGCGUCGGCAAUAUGCAUUGUGAGACAGCGUAAACACUUCGUCAACGCAACAACGAUGUAUUUUGCACCGACAGCCAGAGAAAUAUCAGCGGUGACAGCUUCCGAAAUGCUGGCAGUAUGUUAUAAGCUUUCUAACCUACCGAGCUACCUAACCUAUACUUGGCAGCGCAAUCAAGCACGCGACGAGUGAGUUUACUAUUGUUCGUUGCAAACAAGAAUGUUAUGUAUAAAAAAUGAAUCACGAACAACAUGCUGGAUCGAACGAGGAAAAGAACGCGAGGCGACCGUGAUUUGUCCGAAACGAGUCUCGAUUGGUGUUAAAGCGAAACGUGAGGCAAAGAGUGCGUGUUCCGUGAGCCGCCAACGGCGGGACGAAAAUAUCACACGUGCGUCGGAAGAGUAAGCCGAGAUUUUUGGAGGACGAUGCCAGUCAAGUGGGCGAUUGCAGGGUUGCGGGGUGCAGUUCAGACAUGGGAAGUGAGCAUUACUGCCUGAGGUGGAACAAUCAUCAGAGCAACUUGCUGGGUGUGUUCAGUCAACUGCUGGAGUCGGAGUCGCUGGUGGACGUGACACUGGCGUGCACGGAGGGACCUUCGAUACGUGCCCACAAGGUAGUCCUCUCCGCGUGCUCCAGCUACUUCCAGGCCCUAUUCCUCGACCACCCGAACCGCCACCCCAUAGUCAUCCUAAAGGACGUACGUUUCGCCGAGCUACGUACCCUCGUCGACUUCAUGUACAAGGGCGAGGUAAACGUCGAGUACUGCCAGCUAUCGGCCCUCCUCAAGACAGCGGAGAGCCUCAAGGUGAAGGGUCUAGCGGAUAUGACGAACAUCAACGCGGCGGUAGCUUCGAGGGACGAGCAGCAACAGAGCAGCAGCAGCAACCGCAGNCAACAACAGCAGCAGCAGCAGCAGCAACAACAACAACAGCAACAACAACAACAACAACAACAACAACAACACACGAGUACAUCCGAGGGUAUACAGCGCGAGACGUCGCGAGAACAUCACCGUGAACGCGAGAGUAUAAAGGAGGCGAGCAAUAAAGAGAGAGACAGGGAAGGAAACACGUCGUCGUCCGGUGGCGCGGGGUUGCCAUCGGGUGGUGGGGUGAAAGAAUGCGAGCAAACUCAACAGAACGUGGCCCAAUUGCCCAGCAGCGAGUCGACAGAGGCGGUAGACAUGACGGAUUGCCCGCCAUCGCCCACGGGACCCGGUAGCCCUUGUCCAGGGCCGUUGGCCCUCGAUCGGCCCAGGAGGGACUCCGAGGAUGCCGCCAGCCUCGAGGAAACGAGGGGUUCCCUUAGCCCGAUCUCGGUCCACAGUGGACCCUCGGAUAUGAGUCUAAGUAAUAAUACCGGGAGCACGCCUGGUGUGCUACCGUUGAACUUACCGCAGAGCCGGCUUCCGUCCCCGCACAGUACAGAGCCUCUCGCGGGCCCGUCGGGGUUACCCCCAGUCCAGCAAGUUCCACUUUCGUUAAAAAAAGAGAUGGACUGGGAAAGGUCGACCGAAGAGCGCAGUGCGAGCAGCGAAAUAUCCACGGAUUACAGACUCCCGCCAGAUCCGGAGUUGAUGGGUGUGGAUGAGCGGAUGUUUGCGUGCAUGUACUGCGGUGCCUCGUUCCUCCACCAGAGCAAGCUGGCGCGGCACAUCCUCUCGCACAGCCUCGAGUCGCUCAAGUACCGUGAGCAGGCGGCCCACCUGCAGCUGCAGGCUCAGCUGGGCCUCGAACCCGGUAUGCACCUGCCGCCGGAGGCCCACUACCCCACCGCAGGUACGAUCGAGCCGAUGGAUCUCGAGCUCGCGGCCCACUCGGACCCGACCUCCGGCGUCGUCCUCUGCAAGUUCUGCGGCAAGUCGUUCCCGGACGUUGGCUCCCUGAUAGCCCACCUACCGGCGCAUACAGGUGACAGGCCGUUCAAGUGCGAGUUCUGUGGCAAGGCCUUCAAGUUGCGCCACCACAUGAAGGACCAUUGUCGGGUGCACACCGGGGAACGGCCGUUCCGGUGUACGCUGUGCGGCAAGACCUUCUCGAGGUCGACCAUACUCAAGGCCCACGAAAAGACACAUUAUCCGAAGUAUGUGCGCAAGUUCCUGUCCCCGAGCCCCGUGGAUCCUUCCGAGGAAGAGGCCCCGCCGCCGCCACCGCCGCAUCAUUGAGUUCGCCUUAGACCGUGCAACAACCGCCACGUUCACCACCGCCGGAGGAACAAUCGCCGAUCGAUACACCUUCCUUCACCCCUUCUUCCUUCCCACUUUCCUACGCUCCGUUCCGAGCACGCGAUCAUCAACGCCGUUCGCUACGCAUCGAUCGCUACCACCAGCGUAACCGCGAUCAACGCGCGGGAGAAGGAUU
This is a messenger RNA of Apis dorsata (giant honeybee), 3385 nucleotides long. RefSeq names its product longitudinals lacking protein, isoforms H/M/V-like (gene mamo). Gene Ontology annotation, cellular component: nucleus. Gene Ontology annotation, biological process: regulation of transcription by RNA polymerase II. Gene Ontology annotation, molecular function: protein binding. Lineage: Eukaryota; Metazoa; Arthropoda; Insecta; Hymenoptera; Apidae. The record is from RefSeq and is a predicted model, not a curated record.